Messenger RNA from Helianthus annuus (common sunflower), 2817 nucleotides. RefSeq names its product probable inactive leucine-rich repeat receptor-like protein kinase At3g03770. Gene Ontology annotation, biological process: protein phosphorylation. The transcript is spliced from 7 exons. Lineage: Eukaryota; Viridiplantae; Streptophyta; Magnoliopsida; Asterales; Asteraceae. The coding region runs from base 436 to 2649 and encodes 737 amino acids. Gene Ontology annotation, molecular function: receptor serine/threonine kinase binding; ATP binding; protein kinase activity. The record is from RefSeq and is a predicted model, not a curated record.
GAAUCACAAACACCCAAAAAGCCCACACCUUUAUUUCUUGAUAUAAUAUGUCAUCUUCAAUGGCAGCAAAACUACAUGUGGGCAGCACUAAAUGCAGUGGAAUUUCAAAUUUCUGAAACUUUCUUACACACCCACAUUAAUUUUCAACUACCCACACCAUAUUUCAUCUUUGUUUCCUUCCUUAUAGUUUGAUUCCUCCUAUUUGUUUAAAAAAAAAAACAUAUCUUGAUUUCAUAUAGAACAGUGGAAAACAGAGCAUAAUGUCUGUUGACUGUUAUCUGUUUUUAGGGAUUGGAUCUUGACUUCUUGUUCCUAAAAGUUAUGUUUUUUGUAUUCUUGUUUAUGUUUUUCUUGUUGGGUUACUAACUUACUAUCAAUAAACUCAAUUUAUGUAAACUUGAAGACACAAAAACAGAGCAAAAACAGAGCAUUUUAAUGGAGGUUUCAAGCUUUUUCUUGCUGUUCUUGACUCUUUCACGGAGUUUUUUCUUUAUAAAUGCAAUUCAACCUUCACAAAAACAAGUUUUGCUUCAGCUAAGAAAGCAGCUGGAGUACCCAAAGCAACUGGAUUUUUGGGUCAACAACACAAGUAAUGAUUUCUGUUACUUGUCAUCACCACAAGUGAACAUUACUUGUGAAAAUAAUUAUGUUACAGAGCUCAAAAUAAUGGGCUUUUCUGCUGAUCAACAACUGCCAAAAAAGGUAAAAAGUUUGAAUUUUGAUGGGUUUCCAAUUCCUUCACAAACUCUUUCUCAAAAUUUCUCAAUGGACUCUUUGAUUGCCACUUUAUCAAGAUUAACAAGCUUGAAAGUUCUUAGCUUUGUGUCUUUAGGGAUAUGGGGCCCACUCCCUAAUAAAAUUCAAAGAUUAAACACACUUGAGUACAUUGAUUUGAGGUAUAAUUUCCUGUAUGGGUCAAUACCUCCAACUUUUACAAGAUUAGCAAGUCUUAAAAGUGUGAAUCUUGAUGGGAAUUUCUUGAAUGGUAGUUUCCCUGAUGGGGUUGACUUAUUAUCAAGUUUGACCAGUUUGAGCCUCAAAGAUAACUCUUUCUCUGGUCAACUACCAGAUCUAUCAAAUUUACCAAGAAGUUUGACCAUUUUUUAUCUCAGCAAGAACUCAUUCUCUGGUCAAAUUCCAGUGACAUAUGGUCAACUCAAUAACCUUCAAGAGCUUGAUCUUUCAUUCAACUCCCUUUCUGGUGUCACCCCCUCUUCACUCUUCUCAUUACCAUACAUUACUUACUUGAAUCUAACAUCAAACAAGUUGACCGGUCAACUACCGAGCCGGUUACAAUGCGGAAACAAACUCGCAGCUGUAGAUAUCUCGCUAAACCGGUUUACAGGCGCUCUACCUUCUUGUUUAAGCAAUGACAUGAACAACAAUAGGACUGUUAAGUAUGAUGGGAAUUGCUUAAUGGUUGAUGAUGUUAAACAUCAACAUCCAUCAAGUUAUUGUGUAGAGGAAGCUAGAGGAGUUGAAGUAGAUCCGAAAAGUUUCAAAGAUUCACGAAAAAGAAAGAAUCCGGUAAUACUUGUGGGAGUGGUUUUAGGGUGUGUUUUAGUUCUAGUGCUUUUGGUAUUCGGGUUUGUGGUAAUUCGUAGGAAAAGUUGCGUUCGCGGCUUAUCAGAACCGAAAUUGCCUCAGAAACCGGUGCAAGACUAUUCUGGCUCGGACUAUCCGUCUGGGCUCUUAACCAAUGCAAGGUUUGUUUCCGAGACUGCAAAGUUGGGUACGGAAGGAAUCCCGGAGCAUAGAUUGUUCUCUUUUGAAGAGUUGAAGGAUGCUACUAACAACUUCCAUAGUUCUACCUUAAUUGGGCAAGGUUCAACCGGCAAGAUCUACAAAGGAAAGCUAGCAAAUGGAACAGACAUUGCGAUAAGGCAUUUAACCGUCUCCAAAAAGUACACAAUAAGAAACCUUAAACUAAGGUUGGAUUUGCUUGCGAGGCUUCGACACCCAAAUUUAGUAUGCCUUUUGGGACACUGCAUUAGCAAUGAAGGGCCAAAUGACAGUGCUUCAAACAAAGUACACCUUGUCUAUGAAUACAUGAACAACGGCAACUAUAACUCGCUACUUUCUGCAGGGAAUGAUCCUGAAAAUGUGCUUAAAUGGGAAGACAGAUUGCGAAUAUUAACCGGUGUGGCUAAAGCUGUGCAUUUCCUUCACACUGGACUCAUUCCCGGUUUCUUUAACAACAAAUUGAAAGCGAAUAAUAUUUUGUUGAAUGAAUAUGGGAUGGCAAAGCUGAGUGACUAUGGGCUUUCUAUUAUAGCAGAAGAUAUUAAACAAGAUACAAAUGGGGAAGGCGUUGAAUCAUGGCAAACGAAGAACUUAGAGGAUGAUGUCUACAGCUUUGGGUUGAUUCUACUUGAAUCGCUAGUCGGGCCUUCAGCUGUAUGUAGAAAAGACGAGUUUCUGAUGAACGAUAUGGCGUCAUUUGGAACAGAAAACGAAAGAAGGAAAGUCGUGGACCCCGUUGUACUUGGUUCGUGCUCACAGGAAUCUUUGUCGGUUAUAAUCUCCAUAACUAAAAAAUGCUUUGUCGGCGACUCGUGGGCCCGGCCAUCGUUUGAAGACGUGCUUUGGCACUUGCAAUAUGCUGCUCAAGUUCAGGCCGAUGUACAGCGCCCUGCUCACAUAGUUUAACUCAUUGGGUGUUGGUGGUGUUGUCAUGAUGAAGAAUAAGCAGAUGCCAUACUUAUGCUUUUAAUUUAGAUGUAAAUAUUUAUAUUAUUCCAGUGACCUUUUAUUUCUAAUAAUAUGUUAAAAAUGCAAAACUUAUAUCGGUUGCAACUCAUGACAUCGCUUGAAACA